AGGUUGUUCCCGGGUUGUGCAAUUUGUUUUUUUGCAUAUGUGUGUGUGCAAGAGAGAGAGAAAUAAUAACUCUCUCUCCAAGUGAGUGCAUUGAAUAUAUUGUAUUCAAACAAAAAAAUAAACGUACAAGCCUCAAAAUGGAACCGUGGGUGGUGACGACGCUGUUGUUGUGCUCCUACGGGUUCUUCAAAGAACUGCGUCCUUCCGAGCCCUUCUUGACCGAGUACUUGACCGGGCCGCAAUGGGUCAACCUCACUGGCGAAGACGUGUACCAAAACGUGUACCCGGUGUGGACUUACUCGUACUUGGUGCUGUUGCUCUUUGUGUUCCUGCUGACGGAUUUGCUGCGCUACAAGCCGGUCAUCGUCAUUGAAGGCAUCGCUUAUGUGGCCACUUGGUCCCUGCUUCUCUGGGCUCGUGGCGUCUUCGCCAUGCAGGUGAUGGAAUUCACCUACGGAAUCGCGACGUCGACGGAAGUCGCCUACUACACGUACAUCUACGCAAAAGCUGUGCGAAAACGAGCGUUUAUUUCCACCGGGAUGAUUACCAACGGGCUGAAGGAGUGA
Notodromas monacha is the source of this 566-nucleotide messenger RNA. The record is from the annotation of a GenBank genome assembly. NCBI's taxonomy places the organism in Eukaryota, Metazoa, Arthropoda, Ostracoda, Podocopida, Cyprididae.